GAGGGGGGGAGGCCUGUCAGUCUCGUGCGUUGCCUGGGCGAAGGGGGCGGAGCUUUGGCGUGGGGCGGCCAAUAGUGGGGGUGGCUGCGUGGGUCGCCAUGGGGACGGGGCUGUUCCCGGGGAGGCUGUGAUGGGUUGACAGGUGCGUGACAGUGGGAGCUGCUCUCGGCACAAGCAUGUACGGCAAAGGCAAGAGUAACAGCAGCGCCGUCCCGUCCGACAGCCAGGCCCGGGAGAAGUUAGCACUCUACGUAUAUGAGUAUCUGCUCCAUGUAGGAGCUCAGAAAUCGGCCCAAACAUUUUUAUCAGAGAUAAGAUGGGAAAAGAACAUCACGUUGGGGGAGCCACCAGGAUUCUUACAUUCUUGGUGGUGUGUAUUUUGGGAUCUCUACUGUGCAGCUCCAGAAAGACGGGAAACAUGUGAACAUUCAAGUGAAGCAAAAGCCUUCCAUGAUUACAGUGCUGCAGCAGCUCCCAGUCCAGUGCUAGGAAACAUUCCCCCAGGAGAUGGCAUGCCAGUAGGCCCUGUACCACCAGGGUUCUUUCAGCCUUUUAUGUCACCUCGAUACCCUGGAGGUCCAAGGCCCCCGUUGAGGAUACCUAACCAGGCACUUGGAGGUGUCCCAGGAAGUCAGCCAUUACUUCCCAGUGGAAUGGACCCAACUCGACAACAAGGUCAUCCAAAUAUGGGUGGGCCAAUGCAGAGAAUGACUCCUCCAAGAGGAAUGGUGCCCUUAGGACCACAGUCUGACCCUUGGUUAUCAUUACAGAACUAUGGAGGUGCAAUGAGACCCCCACUGAAUGCUUUAGGUGGCCCCGGAAUGCCUGGAAUGAACAUGGGCCCAGGUGGUGGUAGACCUUGGCCAAACCCGACAAAUGCCAAUUCAAUACCAUACUCCUCAGCGUCUCCUGGGAAUUAUGUAGGUCCUCCUGGAGGUGGAGGGCCACCAGGAACACCCAUCAUGCCUAGUCCAGCAGAUUCAACCAACUCUGGAGACAACAUGUAUACUUUAAUGAAUGCAGUACCUCCAGGACCUAACAGGCCUAAUUUUCCAAUGGGCCCUGGGUCAGAUGGCCCUAUGGGUGGAUUAGGAGGAAUGGAGUCACAUCACAUGAAUGGCUCUUUAGGCUCAGGAGAUAUGGACAGUAUUUCCAAGAAUUCUCCCAAUAAUAUGAGCCUGAGUAAUCAGCCGGGCACUCCAAGGGAUGAUGGCGAAAUGGGGGGAAAUUUCUUAAAUCCUUUUCAGAGUGAGAGUUACUCCCCUAGCAUGACAAUGAGUGUGUGAUCCAUUACCAAGUCUCCUCAUGGAAACCACAGUGAGUCAGCCCUCCACAGAACUACUACGGAAGAAAAUUAUUCAUCACAGUGUACAGUUAAACAAAGGAAUCUCAGUCACACCAAACCAACCUUUUUAUUUCCUGCUCUCUCCCCUAUUUUGUGAAGAAAGCGGGUCCAAACGUGAUUCGAACAACUGUACGGAGCGGCACAUUAGAAUUGCCCUCAACUGAACUGCAAAUGAUUAUCUGUGUAUGUAUAUGUGUGGGAAAGAAAAUGUAUUGUAUGUGCGUAUGUUAUAUGGACACAUGCACAUACAUGCAUUGACCCACAGGACAUUGUAAAAUACUAUCACAUGACAUCUUAAGUAGAAAUGAGUAGGGACUUUUAUUCCAUCCUUUUUUUCACGUUUACAUUUUAAUUAUUAAAAGUUGCUCCUGCCCCUCCCUGAACUAUUUUGUGCUGUGUAUAUCACUGCUUUAUAUAAGUUAUUUUUUAAGGUGAACUCAGAUGUUAUGGUUUUGUAAAUGUCUGCAAUCAUGGAUAGGAAUAAAAUCGCUUAUUUGAGAGCUUUCAUUAAAUUCGCGUGUGAUGCAAGUUAUCCUGUGAAUGACAACAUGUACUAAGAAAAGAAGUGUGUCUUCAUCUUUAUGUCAAAUCAAACAAUUUCUCAGUAACCUUCAGUGAGUACUUUUGUACUUUUUAUGUAGGAAAAAACUUCAAAUCAACAGAAGCUUAGCUGGGCCUAACAAAGUAUAUUUCUGCAGUAACUGCUCUAGGUGGAAUUCUUGAUUUGGCUUAGAUGAUACAGAAAAUCAGUAAUUAGCCGCAGUUGCUUAAACCAUAGCAAUAAAGUGCCAGGGGUCAUCAUAUUUUUAGCAACACAUUUUCUCUGUAACACGAUAAAGCCCAGACGUAGUAACUAUUUGCUUGAAUUAGUCACUUGUCACCAGGAAUGCUAGAGCUCAGUUUUUUAAUAAGAUACUAAUGUGAAAUGGUGCCUCAUUUUUAUUCAGACUUCUUGUGAACAUUUUCACAUAGACACUGCAGAGAGAUACAUUCAAAUGAUUGAGGCUUUUAGCACAAGGGAGAAGGAAAAUUUUAAUCACACCCCAGGGGUUCUGGAGUGCCACUUCUCUACCCCUGUAUCUUACUAGUGGCAGAAUUGACGGUGUCCCUACUCACUGGCAGCAAAGCAGGUGCUGUGUUCCCAGGAUAUAGGACUUUUAUUAGAGGGAAAUUAUUGUAGUCAUUGACAUCAGUCAUAUGUAUCUACUUCGUAUAACUGUUCAGAAAACAUUAGAAAAAUUUAAACAAAACACUUCGCUUAUGAAAACACAUUGCUCUGUGGCCCUUUCCAGAUCUUGUGUGUUUCCUGUGUUCCAUCAUACAUGUAAACACCAAAGUUAUAAUAGAAAAAGUGUGAAGACCAGCUUUAGACUCUGAAAGCUAAGAUGCUGGUCCUUCCUGUUAAAAUUGUAAACAACUAUAUAUCCAAACUCAAGAGAUUUUGAAAAGCAUUGUUUAAUCUCAGGUAAGGGGCAUCCAUCUUUCUGGAGGCAAAUGGUCUCUAAAGUGACACUUUGGCAUUAUAUUUACUCAUCAUUGAUCCUAGAUGACUGACUUCUCUCAAAUCCACAAGGAUUUAUUCCUUCUGAAAAUAAAGAUUUUUGCCUGUGCAUGACAGGGCUGCUAGGCAGAACUGUUAAAAGGGGAAAAGGAAGUUGAAUUAAAAUUUAUGUUCCAGAUUUAAACUAAUCAAACUAGUUGCCAUUAAUCACACAUUGUGCAGGGGCUAGGACUGCACACUGGAGAGCAGCUUCAGGCUCUCAAGCUGCAGACAGGCUUUCAUGAAAAAUUCAGACCACGAGGUCUGUAACUCAAGCCAGGGUAGCCUGGAGAUGACACCUUGUACAGACACGUGAAUUUUCCAAGGAUAAUUUUAAUUUUCACUUUGUGAUAGUUGUGUGAACACUGACGGUCUUGUGAUAAGCUUAAUCUUAUAAUGCUAGAAUUUUGAAAACUUUUGUUGACUCUUUUCUCCAUUGUUACUGAUCUUGAAUUUCUUUUAUUUGCCUUCUAAGAAGGUAUUGUUUCUUAUUAUCAAAGAAUCGUGAGCAUGAUUUUACUUGCUCUCAUUUGGGGGGUAAUAUUGGAAUGUGGAUGGCAAUAUGGGUCCCGUUAUUUCUAGCCUAUUUGGUUAAAAAAAAAAGUAAAAA
Molecule: messenger RNA, 3495 nt
Organism: Bubalus bubalis (water buffalo)
Lineage: Eukaryota; Metazoa; Chordata; Mammalia; Artiodactyla; Bovidae
Gene: SSBP2
Product: single stranded DNA binding protein 2
Exons: 17
Coding region: 177-1286 (369 amino acids)
Biological process (GO): positive regulation of transcription by RNA polymerase II
Cellular component (GO): nucleus
Molecular function (GO): single-stranded DNA binding; protein binding
Source: RefSeq, a predicted model, not a curated record